AUGCCCAGAAGCUGGAGCAGCGUCGUGACGAUUGGAUUGCUCGCAUUGAGCUCCAAUGCAUCACCCAUCACACCCUACAAGCGAGCACCGUCGUUUGACUACGCGGGUUCAAAGGUUCGCGGUGUGAACACAGGCGGCUGGUUUGUGCUCGAGCCUUGGAUCACACCAAGUCUGUUUGAGGGCAACGGCGCUGUAGACGAAUACACAUUGACCCAAGAGCUGGGCAAGGACGCCGCAAUGAGCAAGUUGCAGCAGCAUUGGAACUCGUGGAUAACGCAGGCCGACUUCAACCAGAUGGCAGCAGCCGGCUUGAACCACGUAAGGAUACCGAUCGGGUAUUGGAGUGUCAUUGCUCUCGAUGGCGAGCCAUUCGUGCAAGGCGCUUACCAGGUGCUGGGCAAAGCACUCGACUGGGCACAGGCGGCAGGCCUCAAAGUUAUGAUUGAUCUUCAUGGUGCACCAGGCUCUCAAAACGGCUUUGAUAACUCGGGCCGCUAUGGUAGCAUUCAAUGGACUCAGGGUGACACCGUCGCGCACACCAUAAAGGUGUUGAACAAGAUCAGGGAUGACCACGCCGCGCAUCCUGCCGUCUCGGCGAUUGAGCUUCUGAAUGAGCCUAUGGGAUCUAGCCUUGACAUGAAUACUGUUCGACAAUUUUACAUGGAUGGGUGGGGGAACCUCAAGAACUCGCAAGUGGCCGUUGCGUUCCACGAAGCCUUCGAGGGUGUGGCGUCUUGGAAUGACUGGGGCGCUGGCAUGUCCAACCUGCUGCUUGACACGCACCACUAUGAAGUCUUCAACGUUGACCAGCUCAGCAUGAGCCCCGAUGACCACAUCAAAGCGGCCUGCGAUUUUGGUAGCGAAAUGGCUUCGUCCAACAAGGCUACCAUCUCAGGCGAGUGGACUGGCGGCAUCACAGAUUGCGCGAAGUGGUUGAAUGGUAAGAACAAGGGUGCGCGCUACGACGGGACAUUUGAGAACGACAACGCGAUCGGCAGCUGCGCAGGCAAGUCCUCCGGCAGCGUCGCCAACCUGUCAUCAGACGAUAAAUACAACAUCGGACGCUUCAUUGAAGCACAACUCGAGGGUUACGAGAAGGCUGCAGGCUGGAUCUUCUGGACCUGGAAAACUGAAGGUGCACCGGAAUGGGACAUGCAAGAUUUGUUGGCCAACGGUCUCUUCCCUAAGCCGGUGAACGAUCCAUCUGCGCGCAAGUACUCUGGCAUCUGUGGUUAA
This is a messenger RNA of Didymosphaeria variabile, 1236 nucleotides long. RefSeq lists its product as uncharacterized. Gene Ontology annotation, biological process: glucan catabolic process. Gene Ontology annotation, cellular component: extracellular region; cell surface. Gene Ontology annotation, molecular function: glucan exo-1,3-beta-glucosidase activity. The record is from RefSeq and is a predicted model, not a curated record. The transcript has 5 exons. NCBI's taxonomy places the organism in Eukaryota, Fungi, Ascomycota, Dothideomycetes, Pleosporales, Didymosphaeriaceae. The coding region runs from base 1 to 1236 and encodes 411 amino acids.